This is a messenger RNA of Drosophila rhopaloa, 876 nucleotides long. It is a transcript of the gene MAGE, whose product is annotated as melanoma-associated antigen B16. The record is from RefSeq and is a predicted model, not a curated record. Lineage: Eukaryota; Metazoa; Arthropoda; Insecta; Diptera; Drosophilidae. The coding region runs from base 131 to 829 and encodes 232 amino acids. The transcript has a single exon. Gene Ontology annotation, cellular component: nucleus.
AUCAAUCCUUUAGCAGCCCUUAUACUUGGUCACACUAAUAACAAAAGCGCAAACAAUUGCAUUAAUUUUAAGUGGAAUUUCGAAAAAUAGAAAGACUUUUCGCUAUAAAGGGAUUAUCAGUUCAUCCAAUAUGGCCAGCACUUCCCGCGCUGCUAGAAGCCAGAACGCCAGUCUUUCGCAGGCAACACAACCCAUUCGGGAAGUGGACGACAAAGUGCGUGCUAUUUUAAACUACAUUUUGGAUCACACCGCCCAGAAGAUUCCCAUCAAGGACAAGGAUUUGGUGCCAUCGGCGGGCGACAGGAACGAGCUGAAGAAACGCCUCCCGCUGGUUACUGAACUCCUGGCCAAGCGCUUCGGUAUUUUGCUCACCCCAUUGGAUGCGGCCUCCAAAACAUUAAUUUGCAUUGCGGAAGAGCCAGUGGCAUCCAUUCACGAGCUGACCCCGGCACAAAGACCUCAAUUCACACUUUUGUGCAUCGUCCUCCUGUACAUAUUCUUGCGCGGCAACCGCAUCGAGGACUCGAAACUGUAUGCCGUGCUGGAGAUGCUGAAUAUCCAGGCCGACGAGGAGCACGGGUAUUUCGGCGCCAAUGUGCGCAAGCAGAUCGAUGAGACGUUCGUGAAGCAACAGUACCUGAAGCGGGAGCGCUCGCAGCUGAGUGCCUACGAUGACGCCAAGACAUUUUUCCUUUGGGGACCGCGUGCCAAGGCGGAGUUUACCUACGAGCAGAUCGUGCAAUUUGGCUCCAAGCUUCUAAAUCAGCAUCCCAAAAUCUUCGAACCCCACCUGAUCAUGGCCCAGGAGGGUGCUAAUGCGGAACAGUAGACACUGGAAAUUUUCAGCAAAUAAAUUCACUCAAUAUUGUCAAAUUA